CUUAUCAUAUCAUGCAAACUAGAACUUUUAGUAGUUUUCGUGGAGAAAUCGACCGAAUUCCAUUGGCUUUGAAAACUUUCCGACAUCAAAUUAUGGGCCAUUCAAUGAGAAUGACUGGCUAUACAUUAUUGCCUUUGUGAGUCGAGGUCGAUACAAUGUGAAUGACAGAGAGAGAAACUGCAUCUAUCAACAACAUGAGCAUUGAGGUGCACCAAUUCGUUAAUGACUCAGGUGGACACAAGUUCACUGAAACUGCACCUCGGCCCCCUGUACCAGGAGAAGAGAAUGAACUCCAAUCCAAUGGAGGUCACAGUACACGAAGUAGUGGCUCACACAAGAGCCAUGCAUCUCACAAAAGCCACAGCUCCAGCAAGAGUUUAAAGAGUGAUGUUAGCCAUUCCCCUGCAGGAACUCCAAGAAGGUCCAAUCUGGACAAAGGGGGUGGCUCUCUCACAAAUUCAAACAAGGAUUUAAAUGCCGAAGAGAUCGAGGCUCCACUAGGUUUUGAACCAGAAGGGAGUGCUGCCAAUUCGCCGCCAUUUACAGAGACCCCACCAUAUUUAAACUGGGCUAAAAAUUUCAAUCUUUUACUUGGAGAUGCAGAUGGGGUAAAACUGUUUCGUGAGUUUCUUGAGCAGGAGCAAACAGUGAAUCUUCUGGAUUUCUGGUUUGCAGUGAACGGUUUGAAAAAACAAGAAAAGGCCCAAGAGACUCAGAUCAUCAAGUUGAUUUACAAGAAAUAUAUUCGUGGUGACACUGGAAUACAAUUAAGUGGGGAAAUAAGAAAAGAAAUACAGGAUAAAAUUGCAAAUAAAAAAGACAUUGAUGGAGCUAUAUUUGACAGCGCCCAGGCAGAGGUGGAGGAUAUUAUGCGAAAUGAGACAUAUCAAACCUUCUUAAAAUCUGAUCUUUAUGUGCAAUACCUUCAAAAUGGAGGAGAGAGUCCCAAGGGAGGUAGCUCCAAUUCUAGUGGAUCAAACAGUGCCCGUCCACUCAGUGUUGCGGGGCCACUACCAACUCUGCAUGAGGACUCUGAACUUUUAGCAGAGUCGAUACCUCAAACAACUGUUCCAAUACCUCUUACUACAAAAUCUUUGACUGCAACUCGGAAUACUAGGCUAGACAGUGGAUUUCCACCAUUUAAAAGACCAGAAGCAGUGGCAGGCCUGUACCUACAGCCUGGAGGUAGAGUACCACACCCCUACCAUGUCAGCUAUGCUCCCGUUUCGGCCCAGGAUUCUGAGCUGCAGAGCCUUUCCAGUGAUGCUCUCACAGAUGACACUAUGUCUCUCACAGACAGCAGUGUUGAUGGCAUUCCCCCAAAUAGACGUUAUUGGAGGCGGCAUCGGAAACAAAUGCAACGAUCAGCUGCCCAGAACAGAGAUACAGCACUCAGUACUCACCUUAUACCUCGCACAGAAAGGAUUAAAGAUUUCAAGGAACGUAAUAUAGCAGAAACAGAUCCACAUCGAUUUGCAUCAAUGUUGAUUGAAAAAUUGAAGAAAGUGGAGAGGGAGAGAGACAUGCAGGAAGAGUUCAACAAGAAGAUGACCCUUAUUAGUGAGGGAGAAGAAUCUGAAAUUGAACUAGUACCAAAGACAGCAAUGGCCAGCAAUCCAGUCUUCACAAUGCUUAUGGCCCAAGCUACGCAGGAACAGAGUGAUUUAGACAAUUCUCAAAGUAUUCUAGAUGAGCAUUGUUCCAGGAUAUGGGACAGUUCUACUGGUCAAACACCAAGCAGGUCACCUGGAAAACAGACCCCAAGUCGCUCAAAAUCGCCAGAGAGAGCUCAUCGUCGUUCGUCUGGUAUUGGAGCGGCCACCAGUUUACCAGGGACUAUGAACCGGCCGAAGACGAAAAAGGAUCGUGGAGAUCAUAUGUCUAUGGUGUCUUGUGACAGUGGAGUUAGUUCACAAGAACACCAAGCUGUUUAUUAUGACCAAGACACUAAAACACGUCAUGUUCACCAUUAUCAUCAUUACUAUCAUAACAUGCAUUCAGGUAAACCCAGGCAGCACUUGGAACAUCACGCAGAACAAAGGAGUAUGGCGCAUUUUCAUGGGGAUCAAACGGCACGCAGCGUAGGAGAUAACUCAGGAAUGGAUCUAUCCAGAGGUCGCACACGCGACAGUGGCAGCAAACGCUCAGGAAGCAAGAAAAGUAUAGAUGCCAGCAGCGCAGACCUCCAAUGUGAUAGUGGUGUCAGCGGUGUUGACCAACCGCCAGUCCCAGACCUUACAAAUCCAGCCAAUGAAAAGGUCAUGAACUGGAUAUUAGAAAAUGAAAAGAUCAGACAAAGUGCCUCUACGAACACAGACUCUGAGCGAAGUACAGAGAGGAGUUCAUCUAAACGUUCUCACCACUCCAAGCCAAGCUCCUCCAAUGCGCAGCAACCACACAGGCAAAGUGCUGGUAGUAAGAGUAAACCUCCAGUUCAGUACAAUGUAAGUCGCUCUGGGUCUCUUGACCGUAGUGGCAUUAGCAGCGUCAUCAAUGCACAGCUGGCUCCCAUGCACGUUGGACGUCCCUCACAGCCUUUUGCCCAGGACCCUUCCAUGCCUCUGCUUCCCCCUCCCAAUGCUACCACUCAGCUAGAGGAGGCUAGAAGGCGUUUGGAAAAUGAAGCACAUGCGAGACAGCUAGCCAAGGAGCUAGCUAAAGGAUCAAGGACUUGCAAUACUGGAAUGCCAGUCGGCAGACAAAAGUACCCAGCCUCCAGCUCCGUGCCCCCAACUCACCCUCUGGCCAGCAUGCAGCAGCAGGUAGCAAGUGGUGCUGACAGACCCAGCAGUGCUCCAGCCCCAGGACCAGCAACAUCAGUCCCAGUUGUAGCAGCAUCAGGAACAUCAUCCCAGGAGGUCACUGUGGUGGGCUAUUACUUCUGCAGUGAACCCAUUCCAUACAGAACUCAGCUUCCAGGGAAGAGUGUCACCUUGGCACAGUUUAAGAGUCUGUUGACCAAGAAAGGAAAUUACAGAUAUUUCUUCAAAUGUGCCAGCGAUGAGUUUGAAACUGGUGUUGUUCAUGUUGAGGUGAUCAACGACAAUGCCAUCUUGCCAUUGUAUGAAGGAAAAGUUGUUGCCAAGGUUGAGAAAGUAGAGUGAAGAGACUUCAGAAUAGUAGUUUCUGUGUGAACCUGAAGAAGAUCUGUAAGGGAAAACCUGAUGGUUUCAAGGGCUGCGUGAAGGUGUAGCUGUGCGAAGAAAACAGAUAGAAAUCCUCAAAGCAGUUAUACGAGAGUUCCAGACAGCCAUGCAGGGCACCCAGAAUGUGAUGCCUCUUCUUAAGACUAUGGGUCCAAAUCUCAGUGGACGCGGGCGUGUUUCUGUGGGUCAGAACUGCCUCUCCAUGGUCUGGAUGAACAACAUCUUCCAGAGUGAAGGACACAUCCCAAGGGAUGAAUUGAAAGGACGUACUGAUGCAUGCUUAGCAAUUCUGUGCAAGCAAUGUGUUAGAGUGUGUUAAGAAUGAGAUCUAUAGCAGUUUAUUCUGUUAAGGAAAUUUGAUUUUAACAUUUGCCAGUGAAGGCUGUACAUUGGGUUGUAUUGUGAAAGGAAAUAUGGAUCAUAAAUUUUCAGAAUUAGAAGGGGAAAACUAUUUUAUGAUUUGCCAGAAAUACACACCACAACUAGUUAAUGCCAAUAUCUUCUGCCUCAGGUGUGGGCAGACUGUGUGCGCCAUGGCAGGGAACUUAUUAUAUUAUUAUUGAAUGUAUAACACAUUAUCAUUAGGUGAAAACGUCAUGAACUUCAUCAGUUUUAGUAGGUUUUCCUUUUUAGCUAAGUGUAAAUAGUACCAGGAAGUGAACAGUAUUUAUUUUACCACUACAUGAAUUUGUUGGUUUUUAUUUUAAUUUAGAUUUCCCCAAGAGAACCACCUCAAAAAGGGAGUCUGUCAUGCCAUUUUCACAUCAACAGUGCAAUUACAUUAUGGAGAUUAUGUUACAGAAAUGUUUCACUACAGCAGAAUAAAGACCCAGUGUGUUCAUCAUUGAUUUUAAGUCAAUAUGCUCUUGUAAUAUCUUGCAGCUUUGAGUUUUUAAAAACUUUGAAUUUUUUAGUUUGAAACUUAAAAACUACUCUUUUUUUACUGCCUAAAGAUCUUAAUUAAAGAGUAAUCUAUAGCUGUUAAAUUUGGUGUUCUCUUGAUACGAUCCAUGCCAGAGUUCUUCCAGUUCUGUGCUUUCUUGGGGUCUAUAGGUUGUGAUUUAAACUUCUACAACAAAAGCUUCUGCAAGACGAAAAAGGGAAACUGCUGCAAAUAAUAUAAACUGCUAUUGAAUGACAUUGUGCUGAAAAUAUAAUCUUUGCAAACUUUUCAAAACCAUUAGCUAUAUUUAAGGGCUGUUGAUGCAAUUUAGACAUUGGGAGUUUCCAUGUCUGUUAUUGUCAUGUGAUGUGACUGUCAUCUUAAGAAUUUGCCCAGUUGUUCAUUAUCAGGUUCGUAAUUUCGUAAAAAAUGACUUUUUCGGAACUUUGGGCAAUUUUCUUAAGGUUAUUACACCAAGUUAUCUUUCAAAGUUCCCCUACAACAAACUGCUUAACGAACGGUACCAAAUGUGCCUUCUAAGAAAUUACGCAUGAUAGAAUUGAUUUUAUUCAUCGUUAAGGUUUUUGUGUUUUCUUUAUUUCACUCUGAGUAGAAUGCUCUUUGUUUUUAUAGCUGUUCUUUUGGUUUACUUAUGAAUUCAGAAAUUCUUGGGUACAGAUUUAAUCAUUAUGAUGAAUUGUCAUCUAGCAUGGAUUUCCUCACAAUUCUCCUGUGAGAUUUUAAUCAAAAUGUAAUUAUGGAUCCUGUAUAAUACUGUGUGAUCCAACAAAUUUUUGUAAAUUAUUAUUUGCUUCAUCAACUUGUAAAUGGAAAGGCAGUUUGCUGCCUAAAUCAUGAUUGUACAUUGUAUUAUUUUAUGGUUAUUCCCAUGAGGUAAACUUCCCUACCGCUCGGCAGGGUGAAGUUUGUAGUGUUCAAUUGCCCAGUGAAGGGUGCAGAUAAAGAAUAAUACCAGUUGUAUUUUGGCAAAAAUUGGUAAUAAAAGUUUGUAUAUUAUUUUUAAGUAAUAAAA
Molecule: messenger RNA, 5062 nt
Organism: Lingula anatina
Lineage: Eukaryota; Metazoa; Brachiopoda; Lingulata; Lingulida; Lingulidae
Product: axin-1
Biological process (GO): negative regulation of canonical Wnt signaling pathway; positive regulation of protein kinase activity; cell development
Cellular component (GO): beta-catenin destruction complex; plasma membrane; nucleus
Molecular function (GO): ubiquitin protein ligase binding; molecular adaptor activity; protein kinase binding
Source: RefSeq, a predicted model, not a curated record